Messenger RNA from Neogale vison (American mink), 1863 nucleotides. RefSeq names its product cytochrome P450 2D15. Gene Ontology annotation, biological process: xenobiotic metabolic process; arachidonate metabolic process. The transcript is spliced from 9 exons. The record is from RefSeq and is a predicted model, not a curated record. Gene Ontology annotation, molecular function: iron ion binding; heme binding; oxidoreductase activity, acting on paired donors, with incorporation or reduction of molecular oxygen, reduced flavin or flavoprotein as one donor, and incorporation of one atom of oxygen. NCBI's taxonomy places the organism in Eukaryota, Metazoa, Chordata, Mammalia, Carnivora, Mustelidae. Bases 122 to 1735 code for a protein of 537 amino acids. Gene Ontology annotation, cellular component: intracellular membrane-bounded organelle; cytoplasm.
GCGGGGCGGGCUGGAUGAGCUUGCUCAGUGUGGGAGAGUGCCCUGUCUGACUGGUCCUGGGUCCCUGGUGUGCUAAGCGACACCCGCGUGCCAGAGGAGGCCAGCGGGCACUGAGACAACCAUGGGGCUGCUGAGUGGGGUUGCGCUGGGGCCCCUGGCCGUGGCCGUGGCCAUCUUCCUGCUCCUGGUGGACCUGAUGCACAGACGAAGAUGCUGGGCUGCACGCUACCCACCAGGCCCCGUGCCACUGCCCCUGCUGGGCAACCUGCUGCAGAUGGACUUCCAGAACACGCUCUGCUACUUCGACCAGCUGCGGCAGCGCUUCGGGAACGUGUUCACCCUGCACCUGGCCUGGACGCCCAUAGUCGUGCUCAAUGGCCUGGACGCCGUGCGCGAGGCCCUGGUGUACCACAGCGAGGACACAGCCGACCGUCCGCCAAUGCCCAUCUAUGAGCAUCUGGGGUUCAAGCCGUACUCCCAAGGGGUGAUCAUGGCGCGCUACGGGCGCGAGUGGCGGGAGCAGCGGCGCUUCUCCUUGUCGGCCCUGCGCAACUUCGGCCUGGGCAAGAAGUCGCUGGAGCAGUGGGUGGCCGAGGAGGCCUCGCGCCUCUGUGACGCCUUCGCCGACUACGCCGGACGCCCCUUCAGCCCCCGCGCCCUCCUGGAUAAAGCGGUGAGCAACGUGAUCUCCUCCCUCACCUACGGGCGCCGCUUCGAGUACGACGACCCGCAGCUCCUCAAGUUGCUGGACCGGCUGCACGCGGGCGUGGAGGAGGACCAGGGCCUCCUGCGUGAGAUCCUGAACUCCAUCCCCGUGCUCCUGCACAUCCCCGGGCUGGCUGGCAAGCUCUUCUCAGCACAGAAGGCCUUCAUGACCCUGAUAGAUGAGCUAGUCCAGGAACACAGGACAAGCCGGGACCCGACCCAGCCACCCCGAGACCUGACUGAUGCCUUCCUGGAUGAGGUGGAAAAGGCCAAGGGGAACCCCAAGAGCAGCUUCAAUGACGAGAACCUGAGCAUGGUGACAUCCGACCUGUUUGCUGCCGGGAUGGUGUCCACCUCCACCACGCUGGCCUGGGCCCUGCUGCUCAUGAUCCUGCACCCGGACGUGCAGCGACGUGUCCAACAGGAGAUAGAUGAGGUGAUAGGGCAGGCGCGGCAACCGGAGAUGGGGGACCAGGCCCACAUGCCCUUCACCAUGGCCGUGGUCCAUGAGGUGCAGCGUUAUGGAGACAUCGUGCCACUGGGUGUGCCCCACAUGACGACCCGAGACAUCGAAGUGCAGGGCUUCCUCAUCCCCAAGGGGACAAGGCUUAUCACCAACCUGUCGUCGGUGCUGAAGGACAAGGAGGCCUGGAAGAAGCCCUUCCGGUUCGACCCCGAGCACUUCCUGGGCGCCGAGGGCCGAUUCGUCAAGCAGGAGGCCUUCAUGCCCUUCUCCGCAGCGCUUCGUCUUCUCGGUGCCCCCCGGGCAGCCCCGGCCCAGCGACCACGGCACCUUCUCCUUCCUGGUGACCCCCGCCCCCUACCAGCUCUGCGCCGUGCCUCGCUAGAGGGAGGAAGCUCCCCCACUGGCUCCUCAGCAGGGCCCUGCUGUGCCAAUAAACCGGUUGGGUGGCUCCAUCCCGGCUUCCAAGUCCCCUCCAGGGACCCCCUGACCGCCCCAGCUCCCCCCAGCCGUGAUGGGGCCUCAGCAGCCUCCCCAGGGCCACCCCCUGCCCCUGCCCCGGCCUGAGCCAUCUUGGCCUGAGCCAUCCUGACCUUGCACGUGAUCCCAAUUGAGAGAUGGGGAUGCUGAGGGCCGGUAGAUCACAGCUUACCCCUAGUUACCCACGGGGGCCCAAUCCUGGCAACUUGGGAUAG